AUGGUCGAUGUUCUAUAUUCACUUGUCGAUGUUAAUGAACGAUUUGAUCAAUUAAUACUUGAUCAUCUCUAUAUUCGUCAUCUUAAUAUGACCACAAUGACCAUAAAAUCAGCAUUUGAUCGUAUCUUCUCAAUCGAUAAUCAAGUUCUUUCAAGAAUUUGUGAAAAUAUCUUCCCUCGAAUUCAUGAUCAAGUAAAUCAACUUACUAUUGACUCACAUUCAAUCGAUCGUCUUCUUACUUUUAAUUAUCCUCAACUUUAUUCAUUAUCACUUGUUGAUUUUCAAGAAAAAAAUACUUCUACAAUAUUUAAAAGAAGUUUUCAACACAAAAAUAUUAAAACUGAUCUUCAAUCAAAUGAAGAAAUUCAACGUAGUUUUAUUGGAAGACAAUAUGGACAAGUUGGUUCAAUUGUUCAAACUAUUGGAACAAACGACGUAGGCACGUGCCAUGUUUAUUCACUUCCAUAUCAAUUUGAAAACUUUAUUUAUUUAAACAAUUCUUUUCAAGGUGGCAAACUUGAUAAAGUUCGAUGCUUGAUGAUGCUUGAUUUAAUAUAUCCAUUUGAACAUAAUUUCUUUCAAGUAAUCUCUCAAGAUUUUCCUUUUCUCAAAGAAUUAUAUAUAUUAAAUUCUCAACGACAACAAAAUAAACAACAUUGGUCUACAUUGAUUACAUUUCGUCAUCUUAUUUUUCUCGAUCUUGAAGUAGCACAUAUUGAUUAUGUUGAACAAUUUCUCAUCGAUAAAAAUACUCAUCUACCUUGUUUGUUGAAUCUUAUCAUUGGAUAUGAAUCACUCGCAAUAGUUACAAACAAUUUUACCAAUGAUGCAGCACGUCUUACUUGUAGCAAAUUGAAAUGUCUUGAAAUUUCUGAACCAUUUGUUCCUCCAGAAAAUUUUCAUCAAUAUUUUUCUUUAUUAUAA
This is a messenger RNA of Rotaria sp. Silwood1, 924 nucleotides long. NCBI's taxonomy places the organism in Eukaryota, Metazoa, Rotifera, Eurotatoria, Philodinida, Philodinidae. The record is from the annotation of a GenBank genome assembly.